Messenger RNA from Condylostylus longicornis, 5361 nucleotides. Its product is annotated as TWiK family of potassium channels protein 7-like. The transcript is spliced from 10 exons. Lineage: Eukaryota; Metazoa; Arthropoda; Insecta; Diptera; Dolichopodidae. The record is from RefSeq and is a predicted model, not a curated record. Gene Ontology annotation, cellular component: membrane. Gene Ontology annotation, biological process: stabilization of membrane potential; potassium ion transmembrane transport. The coding region runs from base 3961 to 5361 and encodes 466 amino acids. Gene Ontology annotation, molecular function: potassium ion leak channel activity.
AUUAAUAUGAAAAUGGCUUCAAUUUAGUUCAGACCGUUAUAAAAUUUUCUAAAAAUUAAAUAUGUAAAAUCUAAGAAUAUUCUUAUUAAAUAACUAAUUGAAAGUGCUUUUUGACUUAUAAGCGAAUUCAAACAUGUGGAAUUUAGUGAUAGCCUUACUUUUUGUGGAUAACUCAAUAUUGCAAAUAGCUCGCAUCUAUAGAAUAUUUUACACCAUAAAAGAGUAUUUUAUGAAAUCAACAGCCAUUGGUAAAACAAGGGGAUCCGAGCUAGGUGGAUUCUCCAAUAUGAACAACGUCUGGAUCCGAGCUAGGUGGAUCCAGCUGCCACGAUGGACCCAAAAUGCAAACCAAUUUGUAGUGUUGCAGUUUUGUUUUCUUGAUGUUCUAUCUUUUGGAAAAGUUUAAUACGCAUACAUUUAUCAUCCUCUCCGCCACUCCCUUCCUCAUCAUUAGCAACAAAAUAAAUAAAUAUCAAUACGAAAAUAUUUUCAAUGACAUAAAAAACAGAACAAAAAAAUGAGAAAAAAACGGAAAAGUCAACAUUUUAAAGGACAUAAUUUAAUUGAUACUGAAAAUAUUUCAUUUCACGUCGUCUUUGUCAUUUUCAAUAUCGAGGAGUAGCGAUAACCAAAAAAUAAAAAAAAACAGGAAAAAGGAACCUAAUAAGGGAUUUGUAUUGAAAAGCAGGAAAACAAAAAUAAGAAAAACGAGAAUCUAAUAAUAAAAAUGAAUUACCAUAGAAGAGAAAUAAAAUUGGGAAUCGAAAGUCUUAAAUUAAAUUUUGUCAUUCAAAAAUCUAAAAAAGCUAAUAUACUCAAUAAGGAUUUUAACAAACUUUGAUUGUAAACGUAAAUAUACCUUAAAAAAGAUUCUUUCCUUCAAAUCAACAAAAGAAACAACAGUAAAAAAACACAAAAUCAAAGGAAAAACAUGAAAUAAUUUUUUUUGUGUGUAUCUUCCUCAUCCCUACAAGAAUACCAUUUUGGUCAGACGUACAAAAUAGCAGAACUAAAUGUCAUACACCAAACAUAGGGAAUCAAAUCAUUUAUAAGAUCAUACACUCCUACAUACAAACAAAUUUUAAACAUAUUUACGUAGUCGUAAUUUUGUAUUUAAGUGGAAUAUAAGCUACCGCACUUCAUGUCAGUCAACAUCGUUCUGGAACAAAAAAAAGAGCAUAAAAUUUCACAGUAUUUGAUGACAACAUUGGUAAAACACAGUGCAAUGCAACAUACAAAAUUGACAACAAAGUGAAAAAAAAACAGUCCAUAUAAAAACUGUUCAUUAAUAUAAUUCUUUUUCCCUUUAAUUCGUAUAUGCUUCAAUUCCUCUUUAGAACCUUUUACAUCCCGACAACCUUAAUGCACUCAGAUAAAAAAAAAUUAAAAAAGAAAAUCAAGUGCCAAAUUCAUAUAUAAAAGCUUUCCCUCCGUUUUUUUCGUUUUCAAGCGCGCUAUUUAGUGGCAUUGACACAAAAACGUUGUAUAUAAAAAUAUCUUAAUAUUUGAAAUGUGAAAUAAUUUUUUAAAUAAUAUUUACAUUUCAUAUGUAUAUGAUAUUUUAAAUGACUGCAUCUUUGCAUAUUUCACUAAAAAAUUUGUAACAAACUCAUAAAAGACCGAACGAGAUAUUAUAGCAUAAUUUUAUCAUGUAUACUACCAAAUGCAAAAUAAUAUGAUCAUUUAAUAAUGGAAGGAAAAUGCUUUUUUUUAUUAUUAUUAAACUAAAAAAUAAAAAAAAGGACUAAAAAGGUUAAAAAAAUUAUAAAAUUAUAAAAUAAAAAUUAUAGUUAAAUAAUAAACAAAAAAAGAAGAGUAUUUUAUAAUUUAAAUAGUUACGAGAAAAUGAAACUAGUGCCAACGAUUUUAUAAAACACCACUGAAAAUUAAGAAAAAAAUAAAUGAGUACAAGAAAAAUUGCACACUCAGAAAAAAAAAAUAGUAAAAAAGUAAAAAAUAAAAUUCAAUACAUGCUUAUAAUUUAGGAAACAAUCAAGCAAUUAAGAAUAAAUUCUACAAUUAAACUGAAUUGUGUCGGAAUUAAAACGAACAAAUUAAAUCGUUGACUCACUUUUAAUUUCAUACUAAUGUCAACAUCUCAAAUAAUAUUAAUAUUUAUAAUGUUAACACCCCCUUAAAUAAGAAUACGACACAUUUAUAUACGAAAUAUACAGGAGUGAAAAAGUCAUCAUACAACGUAAACGCGAUUUGAAUAAGUGAUUGUUAACUUACAAAAAGAAUACGCCAUCAUCAUCAUCAUGACUUUUUUUAUUCGAAAAGUAAAAAAAAAAUUUCACUUUUUUUAAAUAUUAACACUUUAAAAAUACAUCUGCUGCACAUAAAAUAUUACAAUUAAAUAAUAUAUGUACGUGCACAACAUAAACUUUCAUAUAAUUAAGAGAAUUACCUUGUUAUUUAAAAGAAAAAAAAAGGAAAAUAAGAAAAAAGACGUCGUUAAUAAGGUGAUUUUCUCUCCAAAAGAGUUCUCAAAAAAAAAGAACAAAAUUUUUUGCAACAAAAUAAAAAUUAAGAAAAAAAAGUAAUAGCAAAAAAUAUAUUUAAAGCGGCAAAUCAUAUAAUUGAAAAAAAAAAAUAAAAAUACAUGUAUAUGCAUGUAAUACGUAAAAUAAAAAUUAUACAAUAUAAUAAAAUAUGCACGAAAACGUUUAUGAUAUUUUGUAUAAAAAGGAAAUUAAAAUUCAACAUGGCGUAAUUAGUUAACGGUUAAAUGUUAAUAAUUACAAUUAAGAGAAAGCGAAAAAACACAAAUAACAAAAAUAAAAAUAAAUUCAACUUUUUUUAAAACAUAUAUUUAAAAAGGAAACGUACUCAGAAAUACAUAAAAAUUAAACAACAAAUCAAAUAAAGAGAGAGAGAGAAAAAAAAAGAAACAAACUGUAAAUAACCAAUUUUUAAAACAACACCGCCAUUUUUAACGCCAUCUUUUUCCGAAUUAAUUUUAAAUUGUCGAUUUAAUUAAUUUUCUUUUUCAUUUAUAAGCAACAAACAAACAAAUAAAAAAAACAUACUAUUUUCAUAUGAAAAUUUUAUGGAGGAUAAAAUUGAGUGCAACAAAUAAAGGAUUGCGAUAUUAAAGAUAACGAUUAAAUGAACAUUGUAAAAAAAAAAUGGUUGCCGGAGCAUUUUAAAUUCUAUAAAUGUUGUUCGUUUUGGCUAUUUACUGUAGAAAAUCAUACUUACUAUAGUAAAAUAAAUGAAAAUAUAUAUACAUAUUUAUUUUCAUUUUUCAAUUAAAAAUAAACAUUUAUUCUUAGAAAACAACACCACCAUACAAAAACUAUUGCAGUUAUAAAACAAAAACUGUACAAUCACGUGCAAAGCAAAAAAAAAAACAAAAGCAGGUUUAAGGAUUUUUGUUUUCUCAUAUUUUUUUCUAAUUAAUUAUUUUGGUGUGAUGAAGUUUAACGAUAACGGGAAAGAAACAAAAUUUUUGGGCUAGAAACUUUAAAACAAAAGUUCUUAAGGAGUUUCCAACUUAUAAACAAAAAAAAUCGUGAAUGAAAAAUUUGUUAAUUAAAAAAAUUUAAUGUAAAAAGUUCAAAUAAUAAAACUAAUUGUUAAACAUAAAAUUAUUAAUUUUUAUACAAAAAAAAUCAUUGAAAAAAUUAAAAAAACAACAAUAGCACCAAAAAAAAAACCAUAAAGCUAUUUUACCAUUAUUGAAAAUGGCUCCCAAAAUUAUACUAAUUAAAAUACUUUGGUAUUCUUCGGUAUUAAAAUCAUAGUAGUUAAUUUCGGUUAGGAAGAAAAACCUUUAAAAAGUGUAACUUUUGAAUAAUAAAAAAAAAAUUGAAAGAGAAAAAACAAACGUCCUCAAUUUGGUUAAACUUGAGAAGAAGAAGUUCUUAUUGAAUUACAAAAAAAAAAAGAAAAGUUGCAGCUUUCCAAACAUAAUAUCAAAAUACAAUAUAAAGUAAAAAUAAAACAAAAUUUGAAAUUAUGAGCAAAAAGGCACCAUUACAUGUGCCUCAAUUUACUGAUACAUUAAAUUUAUCACCACCGAGUCCUUCAAUGUGCUUCCCAUCGCCAAAUAAAAAUGAUAAACGCGAUAAACAACAGCAACAUCAAGGUUUAUGCGGUUGUCAACGUGCACCCAAAUCACAUUGUAUAUCAGCUAUCGGAGUUCUAAUACUAGUUCUUCUAUAUACUGCUAUGGGUUCAAUAAUUUUUGUAACACUUGAAAGUGAAAUAGAGGAUAUUGCGUCAAUUGAAACAGCAGUAGCAGAAUCAAAACAUUAUACUAGAACUGAUUUGGAAGAUGCAGAGAAAAUACGAAACAUGACUGUGGAUAAAUUAUGGUCAAUAACUGAAUCUUUAAAUGUUCUAUAUAAGGAUAAUUGGACGAAGAUGGCUGAUGACGUUGUACGAAUGUUUCAGGAUAAUUUACUACGUGCUGUGAGAGCAUCAAAAAUUCAGGAGCCUGGUGUUCAACCAAGUAUACCGUCCCAUAAAUGGUCAUAUGCUUCAGCAUUUUUAUAUUCAUUAACAUUAAUAACAACAAUCGGUUAUGGAGGUAUAUCACCACGAACACAAUGGGGCCGUAUAGCAGCUCUUAUAUAUGCACUAUUUGGAAUACCCAUUGUCCUUUUAUAUUUAUCAGCAAUGGGAGAAGGUUUAUCAUCGGCAAUACGUUGUUUAUUUCGUGUUAGCGGUAGCAGUAGUGGUAGUAGUAAUAGCAAAAAACGUGGUAAUUCUGGUUCAUCGGGUGGAAGCAAUAAAACACCACCAUUAGAUAGUAGCGGAACAAAUACAAAUAAUUCAAAUACAAAUGGUGGUAAUGCAGCAUCUCAUUUACAUUUUAGUCAUCAUCAACAUCAUCAACAUUCAUCGAAAUUACACAAUAGUAAUAAUAGUCCAUAUCAAUUACAUUCGUCAUCUGGUUUAUCAGCAGGAUCAUCAAAUUUAAUAAGACCGAGUCAUACGAAUCCAAGUGUGCCAAUUUCUAUAUGCAUUUUAAUUUUAAUUUGUUAUAUUAGCUUAGGUGCUCUACUAUUCCAUAAAAUUCAAAAUUGGAGUGUAUUAGAAUCAUUAUAUUUUUGUUUUACUUCUUUGGGAACAAUUGGUUCUGGUGAUUUAUCACCAACUGGUAAUUUAAGUCAAUAUUUGGCAUCCGGUUAUAUAAUAUUUGGUAUGGCCGUUGUAGCUAUGUGUUUUAGUUUAAUACAAACUGAAUUAAUACUUUGGUUAAGGAAAUUUGGUGUACAAGAUCAAGUAUUACCACCAUCUUCAUCGUCAACAAUAACAUCGUCAUCAUCGAAUCCAAAUAAUUUAUUAGGUGGACAAGAUGAUGUUGCAUUGGUUUCAGUUUCUGCUGUAUCAUCUGUACAAUCAAAAUCCUGA